CAUGUUAAUCAUACAAAGUAAGGGUCGUGUGUUGCCAUUCAAGUGGGCGCUUUAUAAACUGCGCAUCCAGUGCGGGUAGCCUAAGAGCAGUUUAACCCGCACACCCUUCAACUUCCCGUGCAUGUAAAGAGCUAAUAUGCCGGCGGGGAAAAUCUCAGAACCAGCUAAAACCAACUUUUCUGUUCAAAAUAUACUGGAUCCCGAAAAAUUCACGGGAAAGUGCGAGCGACGUUGUGUAACAGCCAUGGGACACGACCGAGGGCAAGUAAGAAGGCGCGUGUACUGUCAAGCCUUGGCAAUUGAUCUUCCAGAAAUUGGGAACAGAACAGGGCAGAAAGUGCAGGCUGACUCAACCCCAGCUGAUGCCAAGCCAGGCCUCGGUGAUGUUGUUCAGACUGAAAAUAAAACGCUUCACACUUCCUCAAGGAGUGACUUGAACAGCAAGACAAGACCCUGCCGAUCUCGACGAAUCCGCACAGCAUUCACACUGGAGCAGCUGCGCUUCUUGGAGAACCACUUCCGUUUCAAUCACUACUUGUCAGUCUAUGAGCGGUUUGGUAUCGCCAGCACCUUGCAGCUUUCUGAAACGCAAGUUAAGAUUUGGUUCCAGAACCGUCGUACUAAAUGGAAAAAGAGCGAGGGACAGGAUAAGGACAAGUUGAUGAAGAAGCAGGUCCCACUUGGUCAGACUCAAAUUUCACUUCCACAGUAUGACCCGUUUCAGAGCCCACCCAAUUCAAGGUACCCAACUCAGCCAGUUUCUGCCCCUUUACGCUUUCCCACAUUUCAAUACCCCGUCCCCUCACCCCCAGCUUUGUACCCCCAGCCUCUUUGUCUUCCUUCAGUCUUUUAUAAUUGUCUUGCUUGAGAAGGAUGAAAACAAACUCCUGUUUUUAGGCAUUCAAACCUCCAUCUGAAGAAUGGUUACUAUUCCAGGACUUUCUGUACUUGAUUACAUUUUUAUAAAAACAAAUUUGAAAAGAGAUUCUAGGAUGGCAUUUAAAAACCUGGCACUCAUGAUUUUGAAAACAUGUGAGCACAUUUGUAAACUCAUCAUUGUCUUUCAGAAAAUGGUGGGUGUUUCAAAAGGAAAUAUAAUGUAUUUAAUAUAUAUUUAUUGUUCUACAUGUGAAAAAUAGUAACGAUAAUUGUGCCAAGUGUACAUUUUUCUAGUUUCACCUUCUCUAAAGAGGUUUUGCUUUAAAUAUGUUUGUGAAAGUCUGGGUAUUAAGAUUUCGAGAAGGUAUGGGGGUGGAUCUGUGGUUCUGCAAGUCUUUGCCUCUGGGGUCUGGCCCAUCUGACCCUAAAAUGAGUUCAAGUCAGCGCUGCACAUUUCUGCACGCUAUAGUAAUUUCCUAUCCUGAACUGCCUGUCUCUAUAGCUAUGUUAUCAGUCUGUGAUCUCUCGCCAGAAUGGAAGGAGCUGCAGUUUAACUGCUUACAUCAGCCUUAUCCCAGAAACUAAAGUCACUCACAAAAUGGCAGAUUGCUAAAGAGUGGACUGCGCAAUACAGCAUUUUGAAAGCUACUCUGUGGCUUGGUAGUACUUUUAUGGAUCGAUUAUUAUUAACAACAUUAAAAAGGCACACAGGGCUCAUCUGGCCACCUAUAUUAUGUGCCCAACAUGAAACCCUGAAGGAAGGUUCACAUCAUCAAACUACAAAUAUCUGUUAUAUUUAACUUGUCACCACUUCAUGUAACAAGGUGUCACUGUCUGCUGGCUGAUCCAACAUUUAUUUAUUUCACUUAUUGUAUAUGUAGUGCACUCUUCUCAGUCUAAUCUUCUUAUGGACUACCUGGGAAUUCUGUUUGUUGCCACUAUGCAGCAAGGAACAAUUGGGGGUUCUCCUAGUUUAAUAGCUGCACAAGCACUGGCGGCUGAGUGAAGUCCAAGGUGAGAGAAGAGGCCAUGUAAAGUGUAUGGUAAAUACAUAGCAAGCCUAUACAAUGAAGCAGAGGCGACUUGGCUAUUAAUGCACAUAAAAGGCACAAAGGCCAGACAGUGACAUCCCUCCACCUGUUACAUCCUGCUGUGUUAUUAAAUGAGAAAAUGGGUAAUUUUUGUAUAUAAUGGCUAUAUAAGUCAGAUGUCAUAUUUUUAUACUGUUUGAUUAUUAAAA
Erpetoichthys calabaricus (reedfish) is the source of this 2119-nucleotide messenger RNA. It is a transcript of the gene pnx, whose product is annotated as posterior neuron-specific homeobox. The record is from RefSeq and is a predicted model, not a curated record. Gene Ontology annotation, molecular function: DNA-binding transcription factor activity, RNA polymerase II-specific; DNA binding. The transcript is spliced from 2 exons. The coding region runs from base 137 to 868 and encodes 243 amino acids. Gene Ontology annotation, biological process: regulation of DNA-templated transcription. NCBI's taxonomy places the organism in Eukaryota, Metazoa, Chordata, Cladistia, Polypteriformes, Polypteridae.